AUGGACGGGCCCGCGUCAAAGAGACGCCGGGUCUCGCCUCGCACCUCCUCCGUCAACAUUGGCAGCUCCAGCAGCGACGACGCGAUAUUGUCAUCGCAGCACUCUCCCAUCCCUGCAGCGAGUCGCCCGCCCAAAUCCACGCAGACGAAGGCCGGCAAAGCGCGCCAGCAGUCGCAGACUCUAGACGAAGAACAGCCUGCGCCGCCAGCGACCGACGAAUCAGGACGGAAACCUGUCGAGGAAGCUACCAACGCGCCCACAGCAGCAGCGAAUGCGUCAGCGCAAGAGGAGGAUGAAGCUGCGCAGAGCCCUAGGUCACUACCAUCGGGACAAGCUGAGGGGAGCUCGGUUGGAUUGCCCAUCAGAUCGCCUUUCAAGCCGAGGCCACGGCCGCUACCUCCGCCCGCGCCCGAAGGAGACGACGAGGCAGAUUCAUUCCUGGGGAGAAGACAACGGAGAUCGCCAAACAGCGGUCGGCCCAUUUCCUUCCCAGAACCUGAGCUGCCGCCUCCUUCUGCCCCCGACUCCGCCUCCUUCAAGCCCCCGAAAGGCAUACACAGCAGUCCGUCGCGAUGGAGAGACAAACCGAGGCCGAAAAAGAGCUCACCUCUGAAACCGUCUGCAAGCCAACCGCUUGGAAAACCCCGCAGCAAACCUGGAUUGCCGAUGCACAGCUUUGAGCUUCCGCCAAGGGACAUCGAUAGUACCUCAGGAGAGCGUCUUCUGCACGACAAGGCCCACCCAGCUCGUCAAGUUAGCGCAUUUGAUCCGAAUGGAGCCAAGAAGAAGGAAUUAGAAGCUCUUGACGAAGAGAUUGCACAGUUGAAGCGAGAUCUGCAGAUAGUAAGCAAGGAGAACGAUCGGAUACGGCUGAUGCAGUCUUCCGGCCGCAUCCUGAGCUUCGCAGACGAGGAAGAGGUAUUCGACGUGGUGCGGCGACACCUCAUUGACUCCGAGGCAAAACCCCUACCUCCACCGUCGCAACAAUUGUUGAAAGCGGCAUUGAAUCCGUCAGCGUUGUUGCCGUUUGGAAGGACAACGCCGGUUGUCGCCACAACAGAAGACGAGGUCAACAUUGCGGACGUCAGGUCUCACCAUCCAGUGAAGAUGACGGCGGAGGAGGAAUUGCCAUAUCUACAACUCUUUAGCCCAUUCGAGGUUUCUUCGACCAUGGCUGUUUUGCAUGCGGAAGGUGACCAGCCUCUGCGGCAGCGACGUGUCAUGACUUUCCGGUCGAAAGACGCUCCUGGACUCUUCACUUCCAAGGUUGAGAUGGUGGUAAAUGCCACCAACUCGAGUAUCAUGGAACUCAAAAUACAAUCCCUGGAGCCCGCAGCCAGGGCUGAGCUGGGACCUUUUGUCACCAGGAUAUGCGAGGGCGACUGCAACAGGAGCAUGCAGCGCAACGUAGGGAUACUGUCAUGGGCCAUGGGGGAAUGGUACCAGGCGGCAGUCCACAGAGCACAGUUGUGGUCCAAGCUGGACCGGGAGCUGGCCUCCAAGAGCGACUUCUUGCAGGCCGUUGCCGAGGCGCGGAGGAAAAAGCCGCUACGAAGGACGGCUGAGGAGAUGGAAGAGGAAACGGGGAAGCAGCCGGCACCCGCCUUGUCCUUUAAGAAGGCUGAGCUGGUUCAUUUCAUGGGUCAGCAAGCGUUUGAGUUCAACAUCCCAUCGAAGACGCGGUCGGAGGCGACGUCGUCUGUUCGGCUGGAGUGGAAGAUUGACUUCGAUUGGAUUGGGGAGGCACAAAAUAAGGUGACUGUCAUGGUUGGUGUUCCGGGAAAGUGGCGCAAGGCUGAUCAGCGCGGCGUGCUGGGGAAGCUCCCCAAGCUGUUCGAGGAUCUUGUAGAGGGAGGGCAGGACCCGUCUCUCGCUGUCAAGACGAUUGUAGCAUUGGUUGUAGGAGAACAGUGA
This is a messenger RNA of Trichoderma citrinoviride, 1914 nucleotides long. RefSeq lists its product as hypothetical. The transcript is spliced from 2 exons. The coding region runs from base 1 to 1914 and encodes 637 amino acids. NCBI's taxonomy places the organism in Eukaryota, Fungi, Ascomycota, Sordariomycetes, Hypocreales, Hypocreaceae. The record is from RefSeq and is a predicted model, not a curated record.